ACAAAGAUCAAGGACAUUUUACACCUGCAAUUAAAGUCAGUUAAUUAGCUAGUGUUGUUAAAAUUAAGCAUCAUGGCUCGUUUUCUCUUGUCUUUCAUCCUUGCCUCUCUCCUAGCCCUAACUACUCUGCAUGGAACCCAUGCAAUCGAGUUCGUCGUCUUUAACCGGGCUCUCAACACCUCUGGCGGAGUCCGCUUCAGAAACGAGCUAGGGAGGAACUACACCCAGCAAAGGAUGAGCGCUGCCACAAAUUUUAUCUGGAACCUCUUUAAAGAAACUACAGCUGCGGAGAGAAAGAACGUGCCACGAGUAAGCUUGUUCGUGGAUGACAUGGAUGGCAUCGCGUAUACCAUCAACGAUGAGAUUCACGUCGGGGCUAAAUACAUACAGGGUAUAAAAGGUGACAUCAAAACGGACUUCAAUGGGGUGUUAUUCCACGAGAUGACACACGUGUGGCAGUGGAACGGUAAGGGUCAAGCUCCCGGCGGAUUAAUAGAAAGAAUUGCAGAUUUUGUGAGGUUGAAGGCCGACUAUGUUCCUAAUGGGUGGGUGAAACCGGGCGAGGGUCAGCUUUGGGAUGAGGGGUAUUCGGUUACUGCACGAUUCCUAGACUACUGCAAUGGCCUCAAGCAAGGGUUUGUGGCAGAACUUAACAAGAAGAUGAGAGACGGUUACAGUGACAAUUUCUUUAGCCAAUUGCUUGGGAAAACAGUAGAUCAGCUGUGGAAAGACUACAAAGCUAAAUUCGGGAACUAACUAAGCAUGUACAAUAAUUCUGCUUAUAGCUAAAAGUCUAGAUUACGUACUAUGAUGAAUAAGAUGUGGGGCUUCUGUACGUAUCCACAGAUGGAAAGUUGUAGUGAAGUAAGUUAUAUGUAUAAUCCGAAUAAGUGGGACUAGGAUGAAAAAAUCACAUUGUUUUGGAUCAAUUUCACAUACAUAUAUAUGGUGUCUUUUUCUACUUUUCUUUUUUGUUACAAGAACCAACAAAGGGUUUGUCAAUUAUAAUUAUGUGAACAACG
Messenger RNA from Rosa chinensis, 1022 nucleotides. RefSeq lists its product as uncharacterized. The coding region runs from base 73 to 756 and encodes 227 amino acids. The record is from RefSeq and is a predicted model, not a curated record. NCBI's taxonomy places the organism in Eukaryota, Viridiplantae, Streptophyta, Magnoliopsida, Rosales, Rosaceae. The transcript has 2 exons.